Messenger RNA from Phoenix dactylifera (date palm), 2195 nucleotides. The record is from RefSeq and is a predicted model, not a curated record. Lineage: Eukaryota; Viridiplantae; Streptophyta; Magnoliopsida; Arecales; Arecaceae.
GUCAAUGACAACAUAAAGGGGACUUCACCGUUCCCUUCCCUCGGUUGGCCCCGGUUUCGAUUGUCCGAUCAGAUCAUCAUCUCCGUCUCUGGGAGUUCUCACCACAACCAUAGCAUCAAUUCGCCAUGUUCCCUUCUCUUCCUUCCUCUUCCCCGCUCUUCCUGCUAUGCCCUCUGCUCUUCUUCUUCCUCCUCAACCACUCCCCUCCAGCCGCCGCUGACUCCCUCUACAAAUUCUGCGGCCGGAGCGGCAACUACACCCCCAACAGCACCUACGCUUCCAACCUCAACCUUCUCCUCACCUCCCUCGACUCCAACACUUCCAACUCCGGUGGCUUCUCCAAAUCCAUCUUCGGUCAGGACCCCAACCAAAUCUACGGAGAAGCCCUCUGCCGCGGCGACACCAACGCCUCCGUCUGCCGCUCCUGCCUGGACACUGCCAUCCAGAACGCCCCCAUUCUCUGCCCUUACGCCAAAUGUGUCGUCAUCUGGUACGACUACUGCCUCCUCUACUACUCCAACCGGCAUUUUCUCACGACCAUCGACACCUCGAACGAGAUCUUGAUGUAUAACGUCAACAACAUAACCGACCCCAGCCGGUUCCACAAGCUUGUCGACGUGCUCAUGGACAGGAUAGCCGACUGGGCUGCCUACAACUCCACCGAGAUGUUCGCGACCGGGGAGAUGAUGAACUCCACCAACCCUCCUUCUCCGACGACAUAUGGGCUGGCGCAGUGCACUCGGGACCUAUCGACGAGCGAGUGCCGGCAGUGCCUCAGCAGCAUGCUUAACCCGACAGACCCCCGGUUGGAGGGGAGACAGGGAGCGAGGGUGCUUGGAGGGGGCUGCAAUUAUAGGUACGAGAUAUACUCCUUCUACGAAGGGAAACCAACGCUGAGGCUUCAGUCGCCGCUAGAGGCCGCACAGCCGGCGGCCCCCCAAGCGCCUCGACUUAUUACUCCGCCCGGAAAAGAAGGUAGGGGGAAUAAGAUUGUUAUUUCUAGCACCAUUGAACUUAGUUUAGAUUGGACUAGCCCAGAGGAGAUUGUGAGUGUCGAGUCCCUAUUACUUGAUAUAUCUACACUACGAGCUGCGACAGAUAACUUCUCCGAAGAGAACAAACUUGGAGAAGGUGGCUUUGGUGCAGUUUACAAGGGACUACUACCUGAUGGACGAGAAAUAGCAGUGAAGAGGUUAUCAACUAGUUCAUCACAAGGAUUUGGAGAGCUGAGAAAUGAGCUAGUUUUAGUUGAUAAGCUCCAGCAUAGGAAUCUUGUAAGGCUUCUGGGUGUUUGCUUGGAGGAACAAGAGAAGUUGCUUGUUUAUGAAUAUGUGCCAAACAGAAGCCUGGAUACCAUUCUCUUCGAUCGUAUAAAGCGCGAGCAGCUAAACUGGGGGCAAAGGUACAAGAUCAUUGGUGGGAUUGCUCGAGGCCUACUAUACCUACAUGAAGAAUCUCAGUUAAAAAUUGUACAUCGGGACUUAAAAGCCAGCAAUGUCUUACUAGAUGCAGAAUUGAAUCCAAAGAUUUCAGACUUUGGUUUGGCUAGGCUUUUUGGUGGAGACCAAACUCAGGCCACCACGAGCCGAGUUGUUGGAACAUUUGGAUAUAUGGCACCAGAGUAUGUCAUGCGUGGGCACUAUUCUAUAAAGUCAGAUAUAUACAGUUUUGGUGUUCUUGUUUUGGAGAUCGUGUCUGGAAGAAAGAAUAGUGGCAACUCUGAGUCUGGAUCUGCUCAAGACCUACUGAGCUAUAUUUGGGAGCGGUGGACGGAAGGAACAAUACUGGAAAAAUUGGACCCAUCCUUAGGCAACCAUUGCCCAAAAAGUGAAGUGUUAAGAUGCUUUCACAUUGGAUUAUUGUGUGUCCAGGAAAAUCCAUCUAAUAGACCCAACAUGUCACAAGUUGUUGUAAUGCUCAACAGCUACUCUUUUUCUCUCCAAGCUCCUUCCAGACCGGCAUUUUGCAUUGGAAAGAGUAGCAUGGGCUCAUAUGCUUCAGGCAAGGCAAUACCUAUGUCACCAAAUGAGCUGUCGAUUUCAGAACUUGAACCUAGGUAGAUAUAAGAAGCUAAGAAGAAGAAGGUUGAUGAAUAUCUUGAAUAAUUAUUCUUUCUUCGAGAAAACUUUAGAGUUUAUAUCAUGGAUGUUACACUUGUAUUUUUGCUCAACCUUCAGAAAUUCUAGAGGAACAAU